Oppia nitens is the source of this 2984-nucleotide messenger RNA. It is a transcript of the gene FIG4, whose product is annotated as polyphosphoinositide phosphatase-like. Gene Ontology annotation, molecular function: phosphatidylinositol-3,5-bisphosphate 5-phosphatase activity. Gene Ontology annotation, cellular component: intracellular membrane-bounded organelle. NCBI's taxonomy places the organism in Eukaryota, Metazoa, Arthropoda, Arachnida, Sarcoptiformes, Oppiidae. The coding region runs from base 204 to 2984 and encodes 926 amino acids. The transcript is spliced from 2 exons. Gene Ontology annotation, biological process: phosphatidylinositol dephosphorylation. The record is from RefSeq and is a predicted model, not a curated record.
AUUUGGCUGUAGUUUGCAAUUUGUUUGUAAACUUUUUUGUUGAUUAGUUUUGUCACUCAAAAAAAAAUCACUGUUUGUAUAGUUAUUUGACAAUUGUUUGCAUUAACCGAUAAUUUGAUUGCAAUUUGACAGACAAUUGAGUGGUAAUUGUGAUUUGAUUUAACCAUUUAAUGAUGAUUUUGAAGACCUAUUAGUUUUUGAAAAUGACUUCAAAUAGUGAGACAAAUAAUCGUAAGACAAUCACUUGUGUGCCGAUUGUCAGUUGGCUUCAGAAGAUAGCCCUCUAUGAGACCAAAGCCAGACUCUUCAUAAUCGGCUCCAACAACACACAGACCAGGUUUCGUGUGCUGAAGAUUGACCGCACGGUUAGCAAAGAACUCGAUGUCAUCGACGAUAAACUGGAAUACACUCAACAAGAGAUACGACAAUUGCUGGCAAUGAUCGAUGUCGGGAACCGGUCGUCAAAGACCAGCCACCAGUCGAGUCUUAACCGAACCAUUUCGGCCUUCGGUAUCGUCGGCUUUGUUCGCUUUCUUGAAGGAUAUUAUUUAAUAUUAAUUACGAAACGCCGACGAGUGGCUCAGUUGGGCCAUCACUCGAUCUACAAGAUAGAGGACACACAGAUGGUGUACAUACCAUCUGAAGUGGACAAAUCCAAUCACGAAGAGACAAAAUAUUAUAAAUUGUUUCAAAAUGUUGACCUGUCGUCCAAUUUUUACUUUAGCUAUUCCUAUGACUUGAGCCAUACAUUACAGUAUAAUAUGAGUGAAACACUUCUACGCAAAUAUCGUAUCACAGAUACCAGUGAUCAGAAACAGGAUAAGACUAUUUGGGAAUUGGGUUUGGGUUCCGGUGAGGACAGCAAUCAUUUAACUCAUAAAUUUGAAGUCCAUACGGGAGGCGUCCGCACGAAACCCAACUGGAAGUUCGUAUGGAAUGAGUAUUUAUUACAGAAUCUUGAUUUACAUCCCGAUUGGAUUCUUUACAUUUGCCACGGAUUUGUGGCCCAAAACAAUAUCAGUGUUUUCGGUCGACCAAUUCAUUUGACACUUAUUGCCAAAAGAUCGAAGAAGUUUGCCGGAACUCGCUUUUUAAAACGCGGCGCCAAUUGCGAGGGCGAUGUGGCCAACGAAGUGGUUACCGAACAGAUAGUACACGACGCGAGUAUUUCUUCAUUUACAGACGGUUUCUAUACGUCAUUUGUGCAAAUGCGUGGAUCAAUUCCGUCAUAUUGGUCACAGGAUAUAUCCAAAAUGGUACCGAAACCGACCAUUCAAUUAGAUAUUAUUGAUCCGUUUUAUGCAGUGGCCGGCCGUCACUUUAAUCAAUUGUUUUAUAAUUACGGUUCUCCUAUAAUAUGUUUGAAUUUAGUUAAACGUAAGGAACAAAAGCCACACGAAAGCGUCUUAAGCAAUGAAUUUAUAAAUACAGUCAACUAUUUGAACCAAUUUUUGCCACCAAAACAUCAAAUCGAUUACAUAGGCUUUGAUAUGGCCCGCGUUAAUAAACUGAAAGACGCCAAUGUAAUGACCAGAUUGGCUGAAAUAGCAUACUAUACGCUCAAACAAACCGGUAUUUUCCAAAGCAAACUAACUGUACUAAACCAAGAGGUGAACAAAUCUCUCAUUCAGAAAGACAAACGAACUCUCGGUGGAUAUCGACUCAAUUCGGGCCGUAUAUUGCAGACCGGUAUUGUUCGGGUUAAUUGUGUCGACUGUCUCGACCGCACUAAUACAGCUCAGUUUGCAUUGGGAAAGGUAGCUCUAGCUUUUCAGCUCUACUCUCUUGGAAUUUUACCGAAACCCGAACUGGAAUUUGAAUCGGACACCGUUCGCAUGUUGGAAGAGCUCUAUGAAGAUCACGGCGAUACUCUGGCCCUACAGUACGGCGGCUCUCAAUUAGUGCACCGCAUUAAGACUUACCGAAAGAUAGCACCGCUUUCAUCGCACUCGAGAGAUAUAAUGCAAACACUUUCCCGUUAUUAUAGUAAUGCCUUUUCUGACGCCGAAAAGCAAAAUGUUAUGAAUUUGUUUCUCGGAGUAUUUCAACCCAUUAAAGGACAGUCAAUUUGGGACUUAUAUACCGAUUUUUAUUUGCAUAACUCAUUGGCUUCCGGUAGACAGUUGGCCGGUAGUCAUAGCAAACACUACACGAAAUGGUGGAGCGAUGAAGUUGUACGAGCAUUGCCCAGGUCUGCACUGGAGUUUAAAAAGGGAACUCCAGAUUCGCUUAUUUGUUUAACAAGAGAUAUCGGUGUCGAUGAAAGGACAGACGGUUAUUACGAACAAUACCGACCAUACGAGUUGACUGUAUUUACCGAUUCGUUGUCGUUUAACAUACCUAACAGUUGCAAAGAUUUUAUGCCAAACUUUACCGCUGAUUACAGCCCUUUUAGUGUAAGACAGAGACCGGGUAAACGUCGAGAAUCACUAAUGGGUUCAAGUGGUUCAAAAUUACCGCCACCGCCUAAUCCAUCAGUAUCUGGUCGGGCGUCCACUUCAUCGGCAUCUAGCAGUGCCAGUGAAUUGGAAAGUGAUUCCGACGAUGACGACGAUAAUGGAUACGAUUUCGCCAAUUUUCGGACCGAUAAUUCCGAGGCUGAAGAGUCACUGCCUAGUCAUCCAUCGCCGAAUCAUAUCAUAAAAAUGAAUUCCGACCACAUUUAUGGUUCGUUAGUCAAGAGACCCCUUCAGAAAGACAUUGAUCUCUAUAAGAAUUAUCUAAGUAUUGGCACAAAUGCCGGUGAGAUCAGAGAGUCAUCGACGACAUUGUCGACUAAGACUACAAAACAAGUGAACAAUUUAGACGAAUACACUGAUACAGCGUUUUCGGUUAAACCUCCCAUUGUGUCCAAUAAUAGUCUCAAUCAAUAUAAACGGUAUAUUGAAUUAGGCAAAACUGGAACCACAAAAAUAUCGGACAAAACAAUGGAAAUAUACAAGAAUUAUAUCAAAUAUAUGGAUAAAAAUAAUGUUAAUGUUUAA